This is a messenger RNA of Hemisphaericaspora subhashii, 4851 nucleotides long. RefSeq names its product DNA-binding protein. Gene Ontology annotation, cellular component: nucleus. The record is from RefSeq and is a predicted model, not a curated record. Bases 1 to 4851 code for a protein of 1616 amino acids. The transcript has a single exon. Gene Ontology annotation, biological process: telomere maintenance. Lineage: Eukaryota; Fungi; Ascomycota; Pichiomycetes; Serinales; Debaryomycetaceae.
AUGGCUCCAUCAAUUGCAAGUGACAAACGAAGAACGCGUCAAACGACAGUGAAUUCAAUUAAUGAUGGUUCUCCAAUACGAAAGUCCAAAGCAACUCAUAAAAAGCAUAGAUCUAGUCUUUCGCCAAAGCAUGUAUCUACUCCAAUCAAGAUCCCAAUUAUAAAUUGCCAGCCUAGAUCAUUAUCCCCACAAGAAUUAAAUUCAUCACCAAUCAAAAAAGUAAAUUCGUCACCAACCAAAAAAGUUCUGCAACUGUCUUCCAACAAUUCUUCACCAAUACGAAGGAACUUUUUAUCUUCAUCUCCAAUUAAGAAAAAGAAGAGUGUUGCGUUCUCGGAUGAUUUGGUUUCGGAUCUUCCAAGUACUCCAGAUAGAAACUUUACUCCUAGAUCCAUUCUUAAAGCAUAUAAUUUUAAUUUGAAUCAUCUGGUUGUUGAUCCAAAUAAUACAGCAUUGUGGGAGAAACUGGUCAAUGGUCCAAAAAAUCCAAAUUUCUGGCUCCAAGGUACCAUUAUUCAACUUCCAGCCAAUUCUCCCGAUUUACAUCACUUGAUUGAAGGAUGUAUUCAUGUUUUACAAGACGACCUGUUCAAUAGAAGAUUUGAAGUUUAUGCCACGUUGAAUUCUAUAUGUAAAUCAAACACAAAUGAAGCAUUAGUGAAACUAUUCACAAUAUCACCCAAUCCUGUGAAUCCGACUCCUCCUAACAAAUCAUCUCCAAGUCAAAAUCAACACAAAUCAGAACCAAUUCAAAACUUAAUUAUGUGCUUAUCAGCUCAAAUACGUAGAGAUAUUGAGAUUACUGAACAACAAUUAUUCAGCUCAGAAUUGGAUAAAGAAAACAAAUCACCUUCCAAGAAUGAUCCAUUCCGAAUUAGAGUCAUCAGUCAAGCAUUGAAAUUAAUGAAUAUUCUUUUAAUGGACCAAGAAUUGAACAAUUUCUUACCCUUUGAUGACAUCGAGUGGUUUUAUCGCCAUGCAUGUGACAUAUUAGUUCAUCCUAGGGUUUCUAAAGCUCUAGUUUCUCCGUACUUACUUAUAAUCAAAGAUUGUAAACUCAGCCCAAAAAGAAAACGAUUAUUGUUUGAUAAUGGAGAAAUUCCGGAAAGAAUGCUAGCAAGCUUGGUUAAUAUGAAGGGAUUCCCUAGUUCAUCUUUAGUGACUGAGAAGUUUGUUUGCUUUAAGAAUUUUGUCCUUAACUUUCCUAAUAUAAUGGCUAAGAAUAUGGCACAUUGGUUUGGAUUAUUAAUUUUGAAUAUUUGUGACAUUAAUUCACCAUUUUAUUAUAAAUGCUUUUCAGUAGGGGUUAAUUGUCUUUUGGAAGUUGCAAAGGCUUUCCUUGAUAAUAAAAUGGUUCUGUUAUAUGUUAGAGAUUUCUUAGCUUCUGGUAUUCCUGCAAAUAUUAGAUCCAUCGCAUCUGGAACCCCAUUAGAAAUAGAUUCUGAAUCCCCCCAAUCUCAAAAGGUGAAAUCAAUAGAUAUUAUUACUUAUAAACUUGAAGAACUUAUAAGUGCUGGCCAAUACAAAUUUGCAAUGGAUAUUUGGGUGGCAUUGACAUUAUUAGUAGGUGAUUCAGGCUCGGGGUUUGAUAAAUGGGAGCAUUUAAAUCAAUGGUUACAAAUUCCAAAAUUUUGUUUCAAUUCUCAGGAUGUUCAAGCCAGAAUCUUGGCUUUGAGUUGUUGGAAAGCAGUUAGUUAUAAUUUAUGUCGAAAUGAUUUAGUUGAAAUUAGAAAAGUGUUGGACCCUAUUAUGAGAUCUUCAAAUGUUAAAGAUAGAUCACAAUUGAUAAAUAAUGCAGUCAAGACCAAAAUGAGAUUAUUAACUUAUUUAUUUGGAAGUUUUAAUGCAGCUGAAGUUCAGAAUGAAGUUGUGGAUACUUUGCAUAAUCUCUUUUGUUCAAUAAUAUAUUGUAUUGUCAAUCCUCAAGUUAUGAAACUGUCUACAAAAUACUUACAUGUCUACUGGGAUAAAAUGAUUCAGCUUGUGUUUAUGAAUUUUUAUUUCAAGAAGGAUGGUUCGACUGAGUACAUGCAUCAACUCGGUUUAAAAGUCUUGACAAGAUUCUUGAAAUUAUCAACACCAAUAAAUGAAAGAAACUUUAAUGAAAUCAGAUGUUUAUCCAAUGAGCUGGUGUCAUUGAAUGAGAUAAAUUCAUUACCCCCAAGAUGGAUCCAUUCGAAAUUUGAUAGAAUAAUGCAGAGUAUUAUCCUUGUUUUCCAACUGGAUCAACUCUACAUUGAACAAAAGGUGGAUUUAUUAAUUGCAUUCUUAGGUAGCAUAAGACCUGUAACUAAAAUGGAACCAAAAGUGUCGGCAACAACAUUCGAUAUCAUUGAUAAUAUUCCUGUGGUUUUAGAUAUAUUGCUUUCAUCCGGUUCGCCGCUUUCAUAUGACAUGAUACAUAAGAUUAUUCUUAAUUUGCAUGACACAUUUGAUCCCUCCUUGUUUGUUCAUAGAAGAAAUGACAUGGAAGAUAUUGAUACGGAUAGUAAUAUUUACUUCCCACUAAUGCAAAGCUGUAUGCCAAGAUGUUCCUCAGAGGAAACAUUAGAAUUACUUAAUUUGAUAGUCAGUUCACUUUCGGAAGAUAAAGUACUUGUAUUCAUUGCUGACUUUUGCAAACUUGAAUUGUCAGACAGUGCAAAGCAUUUAUUCAGUGAAGUGUUAAACAAGCGUAGUGUGGGUGUUUCCAAAUUUGAAUUGAAUUUGUAUGGAGAAAUCUGUGAACAUUUUGAUAUUGGUUUUGAUGUGUUUGUUAAGAGAUUAAUUCAGAGAAUUGUAUCAAUUCCAGAUAGUGAGGAACAAAGACGUUGCUUGACAUAUUUGAAUAUUGAAAAAUGGUGUAUGGAAACCAAGAUGUACUUUUUGUUACUUGUAAAGGGUGCACCAAAUACCCAUGUUCAACUGUUUACCACCGAUCUUCUAUUGAGGUGCUUUGAAGGGCAGGUUAAUUUUGUGGCAAUGUUCCAGUUUUUGGCUGAUCAAGGAUUAGAUGAUGAGAUUUUCAAUGUGCUGGGUGAAAUCAUAGAUAAGAUCAGAACUUUAGAUAAUGAACUUCAAUUGGAAGCAUUGCAAAUAUUAAGACGUUAUUUGACUAUUAAAUCGAACGAAGAGAACAAAAACUUCAAAUUGUUGGAUCGAUUACUCCUGCUUUGUUGUAUUGAAUUGAAUAUCAAUAUUGAAGAGUUUUUGAUAUUUGAAACGUCUCAAUUGACUGUGUUGGAGAGUGAAUUGAAUGAAAGAGGAUUAUGUAUCGGAAAUGGGAAAAUUGUUCCAGCAACAUCGUUUAGCAAUAGCAGCAGUACGUCUCAACAGACAGUGGAGACCCAAUUAGAUCAAGAAUCGACAGAGGUGGUGAAAAUCAAGCAGGAGAAUGAAGAUAUAAUUGUACCUGACUCUCUAGAAGGUGGAAUUGAAUCAGUUGUUUCCAGUGAGGAAAGAAGAACCAGCAACGUAGCAGAUGUGAGUGUUUUGCAAGUAGCUGAUUCAUUAAGAGAGCAGAUCCUAGAAUCAAAUACAUUGGGAGAAACAAUAGAAACUGACAGUGCAUCAGGUUCGUUGGAUUUCGCUUCGAAGAAAUCAGAUGCCGUGGUGCAAGAAUCGUCGAGUGAUAAUAAAAGCGUUGCAUCUAUAAGAAAGAAGAAACGUAGCAGUUCCAGAAAAGGGAAGAAGAAGUCAUCUAAGGUUAAAAAGGAAAAGGAAACUGGGAUGUCGAUUAUCCUGGAAGAAACGAUACAAGAUACUGAGGAAAAUGCAUCACUUUCAACAAACCAACAACAAGACUCGUGUUCGAUCACAGAAGUUAUGGAACGUGCGAGUGGUAGACUUUUAAGAUCUAGUGCCCGGGUUAGCAGUAGUGACAUUUCCAUGGAGGAAAACGAUGAUGUAUCUGAAGUAGAAGGCGAUUCCAUGUUAGAGUCAAUAAUGAAUGAAUCAGAUGAGAUUGAUGAUUCUUCUCCUUUUGAACUUGAACUCGUAUCCAACGAAAGUGAAAAGUCCACAGCAAAUGUUGAAAAUUCUUUGAAGAGAAAAUCUACCGAGGAGGACACAGAACCUUCCAAGAGAGCAAAAGUUGAUUCGCACAUAGUGCAUGAUCAAGACAUUCUUCCAGAUACCAAUAAUGAUUCGGAUGAUCAUGAGAAAACAGAAACAACAGAAGUUGAAGCUUCAACAACUGACGACCCUCCUGACACUAAGUCUGUAGAGUCACAAAACUUUGAGGCCCAUUCUACUAAGAUAUCGGAGGCUUGCGAAGUUGAUUCGGGAAAAUCUACAGUGGAGGAUAAACGAGCUUCAGAGUCCCGUCUUGCUGCCAUAGAAGAAUUUGACGAGAAGAUUGAUUCAAAUUCUCAAACAUCUCAAACCAGUAGUCUUGAAGAGUCACCUGAGUCACUAAACUUUAAGGGACAAUCAACGCUUGUCGAUGAAAAUCUAGAUCUAGUUAUUGAUACUCCAAAUGACAUCCAACAAAUAUGUGAUACCCCUAUGGAAACCAUUGAAGAAGAAGAACUGAAGGAACCACAAGAACUAUCGCUUGAACGUCUUCAUGCGGGCUUACCGGAAGUGGUUGAAUCAAGCGAUGAAAACAUGCGGUCUUGUCUUGUCACUACUGAUAUUGCUACCACACUGCAAGUUGUUGAAAAUACCGAUGAGCCAGAAAGCAUGGAAAUAGUAAGAAUUCAGGACCCAUCUGCUCAAAUUGUGUCCCAGCGUGAGUUGAACAUUGGUCAACUUGUGGGAAGCUUGGAAUCUGCCACUGAUGAAGAAUUAAUGAAGUUGACUCCUGAAGAAAAGUAUAAUAUAGAAACCAGUUUACUUAAUUUGAUGCUUCGUUUAAGAAGUGCUAGAUAG